AUGAAGUACAUUCAAACUGACCAAGUGUUGGACAUUCCACAAGGUGUUACCGUUAACAUCAAGUCCAGAAUUGUAAAGGUUACUGGUCCAAGAGGUUACUUGGAAAAGAACUUGAAGCACGUCGAUGUUACUUUCAACAAGGUCUCCGACAGACAGCUCACUAUCACUGUCCACAAUGGUGACAAGAAGCACGUUGCCGCAUUGAGAACUGUCAAAUCUUUGGUUAGCAACAUGAUCACUGGUGUUACUAAGGGUUACAAGUACAAGAUGAGAUACGUCUACGCGCAUUUCCCAAUCAACGUUAACGUUGUUGAAAAGGAUGGUGCUAAAUUCAUCGAAAUCAGAAACUACUUGGGUGACAAGAAGGUCAGAUCUGUGCCAGUUAGAGAAGGUGUCACUGUUGAGUUCUCAACCAACGUAAAGGACGAGAUCGUCUUGUCCGGUAACUCCAUCGAAAACGUCUCUCAAAAUGCUGCCGACAUUCAACAAAUCUGUCGUGCCAGAAACAAGGAUAUCAGAAAGUUCUUGGAUGGUAUCUACGUUUCCGAAAAGGGUCUCAUUGAACAAGAUUAG
This is a messenger RNA of Eremothecium sinecaudum, 573 nucleotides long. It is a transcript of the gene RPL9A, whose product is annotated as 60S ribosomal protein uL6. Gene Ontology annotation, biological process: cytoplasmic translation. The record is from RefSeq and is a predicted model, not a curated record. Gene Ontology annotation, cellular component: ribosome; cytosolic large ribosomal subunit. The coding region runs from base 1 to 573 and encodes 190 amino acids. Gene Ontology annotation, molecular function: rRNA binding; structural constituent of ribosome. NCBI's taxonomy places the organism in Eukaryota, Fungi, Ascomycota, Saccharomycetes, Saccharomycetales, Saccharomycetaceae. The transcript has a single exon.